ACGAAAAAGGGCGUCGUCGUAAAUUGUGAUGCUUUGUUUGCCGGGAGGAGUGUCGUAAACCAUUAAGAGGGUCAUUUCGGAGCUGCGAUUUUGUUAGGCGCCGGUGUGAGAGGAGGAGGGGGCGAUGGACGAAGACAUCUUGACCACCCUCAAGAUCUUAAUCAUUGGCGAAAGCGGCGUCGGCAAGUCGAGCUUACUGUUACGGUUCACAGAUGAUACCUUUGACCCAGAACUUGCUGCAACAAUUGGUGUUGACUUCAAAGUGAAAACAAUUGCUGUUGAUGGAAAUAAAGCAAAACUUGCCAUAUGGGAUACUGCUGGACAGGAGCGGUUCAGGACCUUGACUCCUAGCUAUUAUCGUGGCGCACAAGGUGUUAUCCUGGUGUAUGAUGUGACCAGAAGAGAGACCUUUAUAAGACUAGAAAAUUGGUUGAAUGAAUUGGAGACAUAUUGCACAAGGAAUGAUAUUGUGAAAAUGUUAGUUGGAAACAAAAUUGAUAAAGACAAUCGUGAAGUGGACCGGAAUGAAGGGCUGAAGUUUGCAAGGAAACAUUCCAUGUUAUUCAUAGAGUCAAGUGCAAAGACGCGUGAUGGUGUGCAGUGUGCAUUUGAAGAACUCGUUGAAAAGAUUAUUCAGACACCCGGAUUGUGGGAGAGUGAAAGUCAAAAUAGUAAACUUAGGUUAUCGGACUCAUCUGAUGCUAAUAGUGGAGGUUCUUGUGGUGGAUAUUGUUCAGUACUGUAAGACUCUUGAUGCAGUUGCUUUAAGCCAAUUUUAAAUAAUUGGUGAAUCAUUUGUAUAAACUCUAGAGUUGACAUUGCAGUUUGCACAAUUUGUUCAUGUUGUAUAAAACUGUCCCUGUAAUUCCUCAAGGCUAAGUCAGUUGUAGCCAUACAGAUCUUUGAAAUCCAUAGUUAGAGUUCAGAAACACAUCUCUUGUAAUGUCAAAUCUCCUUGUAAUUUGAAAAUAACAUUUAAAAAUUCUAAUCAUUGAGAGUUACAGUUCAUGUGUGUGUGUUUAUACUGGCCAGCUUCAUCUAGAAACUGACUAUUCACUGCAGACUCAAAAUAAUUCUUCUUGUAUUUUCACACUUCAUUGCUGAACCACAUUGCUGUAUUUCCCUUACCCCAGCCUCAAAUAUUUAAUAUGGUUUGCAAAUUUUGGUAUGUUUUAAGAUAACUAUAUUUCCAUUGCUGUUAAUCUAGCUGACUAAGCAUAACUGCACGAGAGUAAAUUUGUAUCAGAUGUUAAAGUAUCAGCGUUUCUUCAUAAACUACUGUUUCACAUUGUUCUGGUAAAAUCUUGCUGAGUUUUUUUCACAGCAUCAGUAUUUUUUAGCUGUCAUUUCCACAGUUGUGUUAAACA
Mobula hypostoma (lesser devil ray) is the source of this 1367-nucleotide messenger RNA. It is a transcript of the gene rab18a, whose product is annotated as RAB18A, member RAS oncogene family. The record is from RefSeq and is a predicted model, not a curated record. Gene Ontology annotation, biological process: vesicle-mediated transport. Bases 125 to 745 code for a protein of 206 amino acids. The transcript has 7 exons. NCBI's taxonomy places the organism in Eukaryota, Metazoa, Chordata, Chondrichthyes, Myliobatiformes, Myliobatidae. Gene Ontology annotation, molecular function: GTPase activity; GTP binding.